AUGCUCGGGAGAUACCUGGACACGUUACAUCGGUACGUAUUAGUGGCCCUGUGCCAUCGCAGUGCCCUACGUACCAAGCUGCCUGGGGAGGUAAGGUCGGCCCUCACCAGUGUACGGAUACUCAGCUGA
This is a messenger RNA of Colletotrichum orchidophilum, 129 nucleotides long. RefSeq lists its product as uncharacterized. NCBI's taxonomy places the organism in Eukaryota, Fungi, Ascomycota, Sordariomycetes, Glomerellales, Glomerellaceae. The coding region runs from base 1 to 129 and encodes 42 amino acids. The transcript has a single exon. The record is from RefSeq and is a predicted model, not a curated record.